Eruca vesicaria subsp. sativa (arugula) is the source of this 3462-nucleotide messenger RNA. The record is from the annotation of a GenBank genome assembly. NCBI's taxonomy places the organism in Eukaryota, Viridiplantae, Streptophyta, Magnoliopsida, Brassicales, Brassicaceae.
AUGGCGAUCAAACUCAUUUCACUCUUCACUCUCUUCUUACUCACUCCAUCCUUAAGCCUAGAUGAUGAAUCCUUCCUCCCGAAGUUUUCAUUCAGUUGGUCGGACGACAAGAAUAAGUUUAAAUCCGGGGAACUCGCUUUAAUCUCUAUCAAAGUUCUUGGAAACUUCGAAACCAAUGGGAACGCUUCGUUAGGACAGGGAGCGUUUAAGCCUACACUUACCGUCAACAGCAAAACUGGGAACAGUACGUACAUUACUGGCGUUUCGCUGGAUCUUGGUGACGAUGUUAGCACGUUGAAGAUUUCUUUUAUUCCCAUCAUGGUUGGAGUUUUCAACAUCAUUAUAGACGAUGAAACUUUCAAAGUCCUGGAUUCUUCGUUACAUUUUGAAGUCGAACCAGGGUUAAUGCACCCAUCUGUAAGUGUUGUGUCAUGGAUGGGACUUAACAACGUGUUUGAAGCUGGGAUGAAUGCAUCCAUCUUGAUUCUUCCAAUGGAUGCAUUUGGAAAUAACAUUUCCUUUUCCGGAAAGGAGAUGGAGAUGGAGCUGCAAGGGUUUUCCUUGUCUCUUCUCUAUGAAAACGGUUCAUUUGCUACCAUUUUUAAUACAACAGACAUCAGAUGGAUGGAGUCUGGUUAUAUUUCUAUUGAGUUUGUUCUUGUCACCGCUGGAAAAUUCUUAUUGCUUGUGGAGCAAGAAAGCCAAAGACUGAAUGGUGUUCCUCUAUCUCUAGUGGUUAAUUCAGCAGGGUCUCUAGAUGUUUCAAAUUGUGUGAGCAUAUGGAAGUCAGAGCUAAACACAUGGCAGAUAUUUUCCAAAAUGGAGAUCAUUUUACACCAGAGAGACCAGUUCGGAAACCUAGUUUCCGGAUCUUACGAGUUUGAUGCUGAUGUGGUUGGGAAAGAGAGUGGUUUGUCCAUACCAGUAGCAGAUUUCCAGUUUAUGUAUGUAGAGCCAGAGAUUCAGUUGAUGUCUUUCACCUUGUCUGAGCCAGGAAACUUCUUGCUCACUCUUUCUGAUAUGGAGCACAAUAAGAGCAUCUCUAGUAUGCCUUAUGAGUAUACAGUCUAUAUAGGUUAUUGUGAUGGGUCAAGAAGUAUUGUGAAUGGUUCAGGGCUCAAUGCUUCUAUUGCUGGAGAGUCUCUUGACUUCUCUAUUUACCUUAAAGAUGCUUAUGGUUAUCCCUCAUCAGUCCAAGUGAAUAUACUUCAGGUUAAAAUUAUACAAGAGGCUGAUUCCUCUUAUGUUUUGCCAACCAUAAAGCCAAGAGAGACUCUCAAUGGUACCAAAGUUUCCUUCUUACCGGCUUCUAGCAGCUUACUUACUCAGGCGAGUAUCUUUGAUGUAACUUAUACUCCAAAACAGAGUGGAGUUUAUAAAAUCUUUAUAUCCUCUGGAAACAUUGUUCUCAAUGGAGGCCAACCUUUCAUCAAGGAAGUAAAAGCAGGUGAAGUGAAUGUGGCAACAUGUAGUGUGACACAAUUCAAUGCAAAAGUGCGAAAGGAAAUAAAAAAUGAUAUUGUGGUCUUACUAGUGGACGGCUUCAACAAUCCUGUACCUUCACAGCCAUCUCGGUUAAAGCUUGAGAUUACCUCAGCUAACACAUCAAGUUUCACUACAUGGAAGUUUGUUGAUAACACUGAUGGGACAUAUACUGGUAGCUAUCUGGUCAUGGAUGUUGGUACUUACCAAAUGUGUGUAUCCUUUGACGAUAAACAUAUCCAACCUUGCCCCUUUGACGUCAAUGUAUACAGCAGUGGAUACUUUCCAAAGGCCUAUGAUGAUGAAGUUAACGUGUGGGAAGAUGAGUCCAUCUCUUUCUAUCCUCUGGAAAACGACUACUUUGCUGGGGACAAAGCUUACAUUGUUGGUUUUUCACAACCAGGUCAUGGUUCUCUUCUGAGAGAUGGAAGCCUUCUUAGAUACACACCAAUCAGGGACUUCUCCGGAAACGACUCUUUUCCUUACACAAUAGUUGAUAUCAAUGGAAACUUAGGGAUAGCUACAGUAUACAUCCUUGUUCUUACUGCUCCUCCUCAGUUUGUUUCCUUUUCUGGAGGAUUACAAGCAACUGAAGAUCUAAUUAGUCCUAGAUCAGGUGGCUUCUCUGGUCUGGAGAUAAGCUACUCAGACAAGCUGGAGAACAUUUCAGUUACAGUACAAGCACUUUCAGGAUUGGUCUUGCUGUCUCCAAUGCUGAUGCAGUUUAGGCCUCCUGGUAGUGGAAGACUCUCAGUUAAAAACGGUGGUGAUGAUGGAAGGCUUUUGAUCUUAGAAGGACAAAUAGGAGUUAUCAAUCCUGCACUUAAGUCAAUUCAAUAUCUAGGGAACGAGAACUUUGCUGGUGUUGAUUCUCUUCGGCUAACUACAAGGAACAAGAAUGGGAUUAAUCAACUGGAUGUUCCUGUCUUCGUUGAACCAGUCAAUACUCCACCGUUUAUUAAUGUUCCUAACUAUAUAAUGCUAGAGAGUAAUGGGACAGAGUCACUUAUCUUUCACAAGGAAAGAGACAAGUUCAACUUCUCAGUUGGAGAUCCAGAUCUUGCUAGUUUCCCUGGUGGUGAAGCUCAUUUCUUAAUAACGUUUUCUGUGGAGGUUACUGAUGGGUUUCUACGGACAAACUUACCAUCUGAGCUUAUAAACUCAACAGAGCUAAAGUUCAAAAACAUAUUCAGGUGGCAGCCAAUUCAGACAUACGCUGCCAUUUCUAAACACGUGAAUGUUAAAGCUAGUGGGAUCAGGUUUCGUGGAACAAUAAAGCAAUGCAACGACAUGAUGCAACAUCUGCUUCAUCACGGAGGAGAGAACGGUGCUAUCUUGACCUUGAAAAUGAGUGACAUGGGGAAUUACGGGUGCUUUCUUGAUUGCACUGAGAGAAUUUCACUGCCUUUACACGCGGUGGCUCGCGUAAACCUCAUUAGAAAGAGACCCUUAAGUUCCCUUGCAGCUCACGUUCUAGGAUCUGUGAUAGUGGUGGAGUCUCUUGUGGUAUUCUCUCUUGCUAGUAUACUUCUAUUCUUCACUUGCAAAUGCGCAUUUCUUCUCGUACACGAGAGAAGAAGCCAACAUAGUACUGUUCACAUGAAUCCUCAGAAACCACCAGUGGACAAUGCUGAAUUGUUAAAUGAAAAUGUUUCAGCAAGAAGAAUCACUCGUUGUUUCCCGGAGAGUAUGUGGAAUAGACAAGUUGGCGAAACUUCAGCUAAGCAGAAGAAGGAGUUGCCAGAGAUUAACAUUGUUCCGUUCGAGCUAGAGAAAGGCUAGAAGUUGGAUGAAUCAGAGCCAUCAUGAUCACGUACACUCAAGUAAUUAGGAUAAAGAAUCUCAUGAAAGGUGCAAAAGUAUAUUCAUCAUGGCUCUGUCAUCAUGGCUUUUAAGUAUAUUCUAACAUCUCAUUAUUUUGUAAGCAGUUCUCAUCACAAAACCAAACAUUGCUUUUUUCAUGCUUUUGUUGUUAUACGC